Prunus dulcis (almond) is the source of this 1334-nucleotide messenger RNA. RefSeq names its product choline-phosphate cytidylyltransferase 1-like. The transcript is spliced from 8 exons. Gene Ontology annotation, molecular function: phosphatidylcholine binding; choline-phosphate cytidylyltransferase activity. NCBI's taxonomy places the organism in Eukaryota, Viridiplantae, Streptophyta, Magnoliopsida, Rosales, Rosaceae. The coding region runs from base 292 to 1140 and encodes 282 amino acids. The record is from RefSeq and is a predicted model, not a curated record. Gene Ontology annotation, biological process: CDP-choline pathway.
UUAAAAAGAUGACAAAAAAAUGAAAAAUAAAUUUUAAAAGUAAAAAUAACUGUUCUUUUGGCUGUUGGGACAUAAAACUAAUAACCGUUUUUAAUGAAAUUAAAACAACAACGUUAACGAAGGAAUAAUCGAACUCUUGAAGAGAAAUCUCUGAGUAGGAGGGUAUUGUACGUUGACGUACAAGACUGCAACACAAGUGGUCCUUGACAGAGAGGGAGCGAGAGGCUUUGAUGCUCUGUGUUUUCUCUGAAACCCAAAACCAAACAACUUGCAAUUGAGGGUGUGUGAAUAAUGGAGGAUCAGAAGCAGAAUAGUGAGGAGCGACCAGUGAGAGUAUAUGCAGAUGGCAUAUAUGAUCUCUUUCACUUUGGGCAUGCUGGUUCUCUCGAGCAAGCCAAGAAGCUGUUCCCAAACACGUACCUGCUUGUUGGCUGCUGCAAUGAUGAAACUACCCACAAUUAUAAGGGCAAAACUGUUAUGACCGAGAAGGAGCGCUAUGAGUCACUCCGCCAUUGCAGAUGGGUGGAUGAAGUUAUUCCUGAUGCACCAUGGGUGCUCUCGCAAGAGUUUCUUGACAAGCAUCAGAUUGACUAUGUGGCACAUGACUCUCUUCCCUAUGCUGAUGCAAGUGGGUCUGGAAAGGAUGUCUAUGACUUUGUUAAGUCCGUUGGAAAGUUUAAGGAAACAAAACGGACUGAUGGGAUUUCUACAUCAGAUAUCAUAAUGAGGAUUGUUAAAGAUUACAACCAGUAUGUGAUGCGUAAUUUGGACCGUGGGUACACAAGAAAGGAGCUAGGUGUUAGCUAUGUGAGGGAAAAGCGACUGAGAGUGAACAUGGGACUGAAAAGACUGCGUGAGAGGGUGAAGGAGCACCAAGAAAAAGUAGGAGAGAAGAUACAGAUAGUAACAAAGACUGCUACAAUGCGUCGUAAUGAAUGGGUGGAGAAUGCUGAUCGAUUGGUUGCUGGAUUUCUUGAGAGGUUUGAAGAAGGUUUCCACAAAAUGGGAACAGCCAUAAGGGACCAAAUUCAAGAGCGAAUAAAGAAGCGGCAGUUCGGAGGCCUUUUAUAUGAAGAAGAUGAUGAUGAUGAGUUCUAUGACGACUCUGAAGACGAACGCAAUGAUGAAGACGAAAAAUAAAUUUGUUCUUGUUGAUGUCCAUUUGUUAGGCUGAAAUACUUAUUUAUGGUAUUAAUGUAGAAGUAAUCUAAGAUGAAUUCCAAAGGCUAAGUCUGUGUAACAGCCUAAAGUAAGGCUUGGAUCUUCAAAUACAAUUAUUAGUAAUCUCUUCUCUUCAAAUACAAUUAUUAGAAAAAUCUCACAUUGUGCAAAAA